Molecule: messenger RNA, 1059 nt
Organism: Diversispora eburnea
Lineage: Eukaryota; Fungi; Glomeromycota; Glomeromycetes; Diversisporales; Diversisporaceae
Source: the annotation of a GenBank genome assembly
AUGGUUUUUCUUAAGAAAUUAACAAGAAAAAAAUUUUGGCCAAUUCAAAUAUAUAGAAAUUUAAUUAUUCAAAUAUCCAAAAAUCCAUUUAAUGUAUUAGGAAUAGAAACAUCCUGUGAUGAUACAGGAGUUGCAAUAGUAAAUUCAUCAAGACAAAUAAUAUAUGAGUCAAUUCAACUUCAACAUGAUAUUCAUGAACAAAAUGGUGGAAUUGUUCCAAGUUUAGCAAUGAAAAGUCAUCAAAUACAUUUACCUCGAGUUAUCAAUGAAGCUUUAAUUGGAGGGAAGUUAGAUAUAGUUAAAGAUAUUGAUGUUAUUGCAGUUACGAGAGGUCCAGGAUUACCGGGAUGUUUAGGAAUUGGAUUAAGUGCAGCUAAAACUCUGGCUGCUGUUUUAGGGAAACCAUUAAUAGGUGUUCAUCAUAUGGCAUCACAUGCUUUAACUGCACGCUUAACUCAUACCGAAUUAAUACCUUUUCCUUACUUGACAAUUUUAAUUUCUGGUGGACACACAUUAAUCUUGGUGACAAAUGGGAUUAAUAAACAUAUACAAUUAGGUACUACAAUAGAUGAUUCGGUUGGCGAAGCAUUUGAUAAAAUUGCCAGAUUAUUGAAAAUUCCUUGGUUAAAAGGACGAGGAGGUGGACCCGGAGCAGCAUUAGAACAAUUUGCCAUAGGUGGUAAAUCGGAUAAAUUUCAAAUACCUAUACCAAUGAGAAAGGAUCAACAAAGAAGGAAAGAAAUGAAUUUUAGUUUUAGUGGAUUAAAAACUUGUAUACAACAAUUAGUUCAAAAACAAAAUUUGAAUUUAGAAGAUGAACAAGUUAAAAAAGAUUUAGCAGCUGGUGGAGUAGCAAGUAAUAAAAGUAUUCGCGCAAGCUUAGAAAAAUUGGCAAAUGAACGAUAUAAUAUUCCUUUGAUUUCUCCACCUUCACAUUUGUGUACUGAUAAUGGAGUAAUGAUUGCUUGGACCGGUGUAGAAAGAUUUCGAGAAGGAUUAAUAGAUGAAUAUAAUAUUGAUCAUAUUCCAAAAUGGUCUAUAGAAGAUUUAUCAAAAUGA